AUGAGAUUAUCAAAAGCUGUUGCAAUUUCAAUUUUAACAUCACUUGGUGUUCAAGGUUUAAUUAUUCCUUCUGUUGGAGAAAUUAUUGACGUUUUUGGAGUUACUAAUUAUGAAAAAACUAUUGAUAACAAAUUAGAAUCUUUAAAAAAUGCUGCUCAUGAUGCUGCUGAACAUAUGGGAUUACAUUUAUCAAAAGAAACUUUAGCUCCUAUUGUUAAUAUUGAUUCAACAAGAGAUAUUAUUCCAAAUAAAUAUAUUAUUGUUUUUAAAAAGGGAACUGCUCAAAAAGAAGCUGCUUGGCAUCAAGAAUGGGUAGCUGUUACUCAUUCUGAAUCUAUUGCUGAAUUGAAAAAACAAAACAAAGAAACCCAAAAUGAAUUUUUUGCAACUAUUGAUGGCGUAAAUGUUGAAGGUGGUAUUUCAGAUAUGUUUAAUAUUGAUAAUGUCUUGGUGGGUUAUACUGGUUAUUUCCUUGAUUCUACUAUCGAAUUAAUCCGUAAAAACCCAUUGGUUGAUUUUAUUGAAAAAGAUUCAAUGGUUUACGCAAAUGAAUUUGAUGUUGAAAAAGGUGCUCCUUGGGGUUUAGCUAGAGUCUCUCACAGACAACCAUUAUCUUUAUCAUCAUUUGAUCAAUACUUAUAUGACUCUGAAGGUGGUGAUGGCGUUACUGCAUAUGUUAUUGAUACAGGUGUAAAUAUUAAACAUGAACAAUUUCAAGGUAGGGCAAAAUGGGGUAAAACUAUUCCAUCAGGUGACGAAGAUUUGGAUGGGAACGGGCACGGAUCUCACUGUUCUGGUACUAUUGGCUCGAAGGACUACGGAGUUGCUAAAAAAGUUGAAAUUGUUGCGGUUAAAGUUUUAAGAUCAAAUGGUUCUGGUACAAUGUCAGAUGUUGUUAAAGGAGUUGAAUUUGCUGCUAAAUCACAUCAAGAUGCAGCUAAAGCAGGUAAAAAGGGUUUCAAAGGUUCAACUGCUAACAUGUCCCUUGGAGGAGGAAAAUCUCCAGCAUUAGAUUUAGCAGUUAAUGCUGCCGUUAAAGCUGGUCUACAUUUUGCAGUUGCAGCAGGUAAUGAAAACCAAGAUGCUUGUAAUACUUCACCAGCAAGUGCUGAAAAUGCUAUUACUGUUGGUGCAUCAACAAUUUCUGAUGCAAGAGCUUAUUUUUCAAAUUAUGGUAAAUGUGUUGAUAUUUUUGCACCAGGUUUAAAUAUUUUAUCUACUUAUAUUGGAUCAGAUACUGCUACUGCUUAUUUAUCAGGUACUUCAAUGGCUUCACCUCAUAUUUGUGGUUUAUUAUCUUAUUAUUUAUCAUUACAACCAGGAGCAGAAUCAGAAUUUUUUGUUGCAGCAGAUGGUGUUACACCAGCUCAAUUGAAAAAGAAUUUAAUUUCUUAUGGUACUGAAGGUGUCUUAGCUGAUAUUCCAGAUGAUACUCCAAAUAUUUUAGCAUUUAAUGGUGCUGGUCACAAUUUAACUGAAUUUUGGCAUGAAAAAUAA
Molecule: messenger RNA, 1497 nt
Organism: Lodderomyces jiufengensis
Lineage: Eukaryota; Fungi; Ascomycota; Pichiomycetes; Serinales; Debaryomycetaceae
Product: S8 family peptidase
Exons: 2
Coding region: 1-1497 (498 amino acids)
Biological process (GO): proteolysis
Molecular function (GO): serine-type endopeptidase activity
Source: RefSeq, a predicted model, not a curated record